Molecule: messenger RNA, 1247 nt
Organism: Mucor mucedo
Lineage: Eukaryota; Fungi; Mucoromycota; Mucoromycetes; Mucorales; Mucoraceae
Product: fructose-1,6-bisphosphatase
Exons: 7
Coding region: 128-1141 (337 amino acids)
Biological process (GO): fructose metabolic process; fructose 6-phosphate metabolic process; gluconeogenesis
Cellular component (GO): cytosol; cytoplasm
Molecular function (GO): fructose 1,6-bisphosphate 1-phosphatase activity
Source: RefSeq, a predicted model, not a curated record
UUUUUAACGCUGACCCCACAUUUUAGAAACAUUUAAAUAGCGUCAUGGAUCUAUCUUUUUAAAAGACUCUUUUCUUCUUUUUUUUAACUUUUUUCUCAAAUAAGAAAUACAAUAUAACAAAAAAAAAAUGUCUCACGGAAAAUUCGAUGCUAUUAAAGUUGGUACUGGUGAAGAUCUUGUUACCUUGACACGUUGGGUUAUCGCACAACAACAAGAAGCACCUGAAGCUACCGGUGAUCUUACCUUGCUCUUGACUGCUAUUCAAUUCGGUUGUAAAUUUGUUGCUUCCAAGGUAAAGCAAGCUGGCUUGAUUAACCUUUUGGGUUUGACUGGUUCCGCCAAUGUACAAGGAGAAGAUGUAAAGAAACUCGAUGUGUUGGCCAACGACAUUUUCCGUAAUGCAUUGAUUGCUUCCGGUAAAGCAUGUUUGUUAGUAUCCGAAGAAGAUGAAAACGCAAUGAUUAUUGAAAACCCUCAUCAACGUGGUAAAUAUGUCGUCACUUUUGAUCCUUUGGAUGGUUCUUCCAAUAUCGAUUGUGGUGUCUCCAUUGGUACUAUUUUCGGUAUCUUUAAAGUCAAAGAUGAGGCCAACCCUAAUAUCACCGAUUGUAUUCGUAGUGGACGUGAAUUAAUUGCUGCAGGUUACUGUAUGUACGGUUCUUACUGUGAAAUGAUCUUGUCUGUCGGUAAUGGUGUAAAUGGCUUUACUUUAGACCCCUCUAUCGGUGAAUUCAUCAUGACACAUCCUAAGAUUACUCUGCCUCCUCGUGGUAAGAUCUAUUCCAUUAACGAAGGUAACUACAAGUACUUUGAUGAGCCCAGUAAGAAAUACGUCGAUCAAGUCAAGCAAAAGUACAGUGCUCGUUAUGUUGGUUCCAUGGUAUCCGAUAUUCACCGAACUUUGUUAUAUGGUGGUAUCUUUGGUUACCCUGCUGAUUCCAAGUCAAAGAAAGGAAAGCUUAGAAUUUUAUAUGAAGUCUUCCCCAUGGCUUAUUUGAUCGAACAAGCAGGUGGUAAAGCGACUACCGGUACAAUUGAUUGUUUGGAUUUAGUACCUGAACAUAUCCAUGAUCGUUCAGGUAUCUGGCUUGGUUCAAAGUUGGAUGUUGAGGACUUGGAAGCUUGUUACAAGAAGGCUUAAAUUGUGUAAAUAAAUUCCCCCCACCCCUUCGUAUUUAAAUAAAUAAAAAGAUAAAAUAAAUAAAUGCAUAGUCAUUGUUUUUUUUUUUUUUUUGUAAAGCAUAAAA